Anguilla rostrata (American eel) is the source of this 3032-nucleotide messenger RNA. Its product is annotated as thyroid hormone receptor alpha. Lineage: Eukaryota; Metazoa; Chordata; Actinopteri; Anguilliformes; Anguillidae. The coding region runs from base 778 to 2028 and encodes 416 amino acids. The record is from RefSeq and is a predicted model, not a curated record. The transcript has 12 exons. Gene Ontology annotation, biological process: thyroid hormone receptor signaling pathway; positive regulation of transcription by RNA polymerase II; negative regulation of transcription by RNA polymerase II. Gene Ontology annotation, molecular function: RNA polymerase II cis-regulatory region sequence-specific DNA binding; zinc ion binding; nuclear receptor activity.
UAGGAUCAGUGCGCGCCCAUACUGUACAGUGUAAGCGAGAAGGGAGGGCGGAGCAAUUGUAGUACGUCUGUUGCAUUUCCCCGUCGUGGCAGGCGACGAACAUGACCGGAGCACAUUUUUUAGGCACCUAGAGAAAUUCAGAUAACGAGCAUACAGUGACUUCGAUGGUAAAGAUAAAAAGAGACAAAAACUGAGACUGUGAUAAGCAAUACAUUGACAGCUCGUUUUGUUGCAGGGGUUGAAAUAUCGCUUGCCGUGUAGUGUAUUGAACUAGCUAGCUAGCCAGCUAGCGAAAUAUUAAAGCAAGCGCUGGUCACUGAGCCUGCUUGGACUUCUUAAUUUCUCUCUCAAAAGAGACAUAUUUAAAACUACAAAGACGUAAGCAUACGAUGCAGAAAGUGGUGAUACCCUGAGACCGACCGCUCACCCCCCUGAGACAAGAGCAGUGGAGAUUUGCCGGGAGCUUGCCAAUGAAAGGGAGGGGGCCGGCUGUCCCAUCGAGACGAGGCCUGCUGAACGCAUUAAGGAGAGACGCAGCGCGGGUCGCCGGUUCAGUUUGAUUCUUUGAACAUCGCUUGGGUCACUUGGUGCCAGGACUGAAGUUAGCUCUCCGCCUGUCUGAUGUCAAGCGCGAAGGGUCGCUGAGGAGACCUGGACCGCAGCAAGCCUGUGAUGGCCGCGGACUGAGGCGCUGCGACCUGCGAAUGCCCAGUGCGCAUCCGAGGGUGGGGCCCGCCUCAGUCUCGCGUGAUUGGCUGCUGGAUGGAACUGAGGUGAAUGGAACACAUGCCCAAGGAGCAGGACCCUAACCUAUCAGAGGGAGAAGAGAAAAGGUGGCUUGAUGGUCCGAAAAGGAAGAGAAAGAAUAGCCAAUGUUCGGUGAAGAGCAUGUCUGUGCUCAGCCUCUCUGUUCCAGGGUACAUCCCCAGCUACCUGGAGAAGGAUGAGCCCUGCGUCGUGUGCGGAGACAAGGCCACCGGCUACCACUACCGCUGCAUCACCUGCGAGGGCUGCAAGGGGUUUUUCCGGCGCACCAUUCAGAAGAACCUCCACCCGUCCUACUCCUGUAAGUACGAUGGCUGCUGCAUCAUCGACAAGAUCACCCGCAACCAGUGCCAGCUGUGCCGCUUCAAGAAGUGCAUCUCCGUGGGCAUGGCCAUGGACUUGGUUCUGGAUGACAACAAGCGGGUGGCCAAGCGGCGCCUGAUCGAGGAGAACCGGGAGCGGAGGAAGAAGGAGGAGAUGGUGAAGACCCUGCAGAACCGGCCAGAGCCCAGCAGCUCGGAGUGGGAGCUGAUCCGCCUGGUGACGGAGGCGCACCGCCACACCAACGCCCAGGGCUCCCACUGGAAGCAGAAGCGCAAGUUCCUGCCAGAGGACAUCGGCCAGUCCCCGGUGGCGCCCACGUCGGACGGGGACAAGGUGGACCUGGAGGCCUUCAGCGAGUUCACCAAGAUCAUCACCCCCGCCAUCACCCGCGUCGUCGACUUCGCCAAAAAACUGCCCAUGUUCUCCGAGCUGCCUUGUGAAGACCAGAUCAUCCUGCUGAAAGGCUGCUGCAUGGAGAUCAUGUCCCUGCGGGCGGCCGUGCGCUACGACCCCGACAGCGAGACGCUCACCCUGAGCGGCGAGAUGGCCGUCAAGCGCGAGCAGCUGAAGAACGGCGGCCUGGGGGUGGUGUCCGACGCCAUCUUCGACCUGGGCAAGAGCCUGGCGCAGUUCAACCUGGACGACUCUGAGGUGGCGCUCCUUCAGGCCGUGCUGCUCAUGAGUUCAGAUCGCUCGGGGCUCACCUGCGUGGAGAAGAUCGAGAAGUGCCAGGAGACGUACCUGCUGGCGUUCGAACACUACAUCAACUACCGCAAGCACAACAUUCCUCACUUCUGGCCCAAGCUGCUGAUGAAGGUGACGGACCUGCGCAUGAUCGGGGCGUGCCACGCCAGCCGCUUCCUGCACAUGAAGGUGGAGUGCCCCACCGAACUCUUCCCCCCGCUCUUCCUCGAGGUCUUCGAGGACCAGGACGUCUGAGCACCCGCGGGCGCGGCCGGUGUUCGGCGGACGGGCGGGGGGGGAUGGGGGUUGGGUGGGGGUGGGGGGCGAGGUACCGGGACUUGCAUCUCUGAGCAUCGGACAUCAACACACCAGCAGCAGUCGCCGACGGAGGCUUUGGCCUCGUUUUUUUUUUUUUUGUGUUCAUCUCCUCCUCCACGUUUAUUAAUCGGUUGGGUGGCCCUUCUUUCUCUAGGGAUUUGUUUUUUGUUAAUUUUUUGUGUUUUUUUUGUCGGGAAUCGGCGUCAGUAAUUCGACGGGCGUUUGACGCUCCCUCUGCGUGCGCGUUCCCUCCUCCCCCGCAGGGCGGCGAUCUCCACGGCUUUCCCGCCGCGGCGGCGGGGCCAGCGGCUAGCGCUGACGGGCGACGUCGAUUCAGGGAAAUGGAUGUUCCCGCAGAGUCGCCUACAAGGAAAAUAAAAAACACACUCAGAGAACAAUCCUUCCACAUCACAGUGAUCACUGCUUCUCAGGCUCACUUCGCACCUCAAAGAGCAUGCCAGCUCCUCCCUCGAUCGCGAUUGAACCCGCUAGACGACAUUUAAAACCGCUCUCUGGUUAAAAUAACAAUAACCUGUUUCUGAGGUACGAUGCCAUCAUACCCGUCGUCCGUUUAGGGCACAGUACCCUGUCUGCAGCCCCCCCCCCCUCCUUGUUAUUGAGUUUGCAGGCACCCACAGUCCCUUCAGCCCCAGAGCAUUACUGACUGUGGGCCCGGUGCCCUCCCCCCGACACUGCAGAGUUGCCUCGUCAUUGUCCAUACUACCCCUGCCAGCGCCGACCUCUCUUUUGAAUCACAAUUAAGUCCUUCCCUCCCACAGAAAAGUCACUGCAGUGGAGUGGGUGAUGGAGGGAGGGCGGGGGGGAUUGGCCGAAAGCAGCGAGCCUGUAAAACACAGAGCUAUAGUAAAACAGAGCUACAGAGAGCGGCGAGCCUGUAAAACACAGAGCUACAGAGAGCGGCGAGCCUCUAAAACACAGAG